AUGCUCUCCUCGGAUUCUAGCUGCUUAAUCGCCGCCUGGUUGUCCAUCCUCAUGGGCACUGGCUCCACUACCCGGAAACCCAGCUCACGCACCAGCUCCCGAAGUCCCAGCAGCUCGCGCCCCACCUGCGACGCUGACGUGAACUCGGCCUCCAUCGUGGAGAGCGACACGCCGGUCUGCUUCUUGCAGAUCCACUGCACCACAGCCCCGUCCAUCGUCACGACUCCUCCAGUCACCGACUUCCUGUCGCUCUUGUCGGCGGCGAAGUCUGCGUCGCUCCAGCUCUCCAAAGCCAUCACGUCGUCCUUCCUCGUCGGCGCCUGCAUGAUCAGCUUGACGCUCUUCGUCCCCUUCAAGUACCUUGCGACCCUCUUGGCCAGCUUCCAGUCACUCGUGGUCGGCUGGUGUGUCCUCCUCGUGGCCUUAUGCACAGCGAAACUAAUGUCGGGUCUCGUGCACCGUGCUAUCCAAAGCAAACUUCCCACGAGCGACUGGAAACGGCGGAUCGUUGGCUCACCCGGCGCACCCACCUUGGUCAACAGCUGCGGCUCGUCUACCUCCGCCUCGUUGUGCUCCUCACCAACAGGAACCCGCACACUGUUCGCGUUUGCCAGCCCAUGCUGCUCCAGCAGCUCCUCGAUCGUCGCCUGCUGGUCCAGCGAGUACCCCUCGCUGCUGUCCAGCUCCACGCGCAUCCCCAAGAAUUUUCUCACCUCGCCCAAGUCUUCCACGGACAACACGCUCAUGGAGCAGAAGAAAUCGUCCACCAGACUCGGCUUGGACGCGGUGACCAGGAGAUCAUCCACGUACACGCCCACGAGCGUCAUCUCACCGUCCUCUCGCUUGUAG
Phytophthora infestans T30-4 is the source of this 849-nucleotide messenger RNA. RefSeq lists its product as uncharacterized. The coding region runs from base 1 to 849 and encodes 282 amino acids. The transcript has a single exon. The record is from RefSeq and is a predicted model, not a curated record. NCBI's taxonomy places the organism in Eukaryota, Oomycota, Peronosporomycetes, Peronosporales, Peronosporaceae.